AUGUCGGAAUAUGACGAUUACCCAAUCGACAUCAACCAGAUUAUGUGGAUGUCCCUAAGCUCUAACUCUGAGAAAGCUAUCUGGUGGAGCACUUUUGCUCUAGUGAUCCAAUCAUUCAUCAUCAGUUCAAUCAUUUCCAAGACAUUUCAAUAUUUCGAAUAUUUCAAGAAAACCGAUAAUGUGAUUUUCCUAUACUUCAUAGGUUUAGGUACUGCUCUCAAUGUCGGCACACUAUGUGUUACUACCGCGGAGAUGUACGAAUUAAUCUAUUAUGCGAAAAACGAAUUUCAUACGAUAUUCAGAUUCAUCUUCUUAGGUGAUAACACGAUUUUAUUCCUUGGUGGGAUAUUCAACUUUACAGGUGGGAUAUACUAUGCUUAUAGAGUAUGGAGGAUGUGUAAUCGAGAAUGGUGGGUCAUACCUCCAUUGGCCAUCGGCCUAUCAGGUCCAUUCGGCGCAUGUCUAGCCGUCGUGGUGAAAGGAUAUCAAUUACCAAUCCUUAUCCCAGAGAACCUGGCAAAGCUGGAACCUUAUUUCGCCGAUUUCGUCCACACAAACAAGAUAUGGGGAGGUAUGACCUUAAGUAUGGAUGCUACGCUCUGUGUGACAUUAACCCACUUAUUGUUGAGAUCGAAGGAUAGUGUAUUCGCAAAUGAGACUAGAUUGUUCCAUCGAUUGAUCGCUUUGAUGUAUGAGUCCAUGUUCCCACCAGUCAUUUUCCUGAUUAUCGCAGAAGCAAGUGGCAACAUGGAAGGUGCACCGACUACCGAUUGGAGGAAGUUCGUCGUCACUUGUACCCCAUGUCUGUAUUUCCAUUCCGUCUUAUCUGCCUUGGUCAGCCGACAGACCAUUCGAGGUAUACUUAAUUCCAAACUCGCUUCGGAGGGUGUAAACGUCCUGUCAAAUGGUACAUCCGGAGGUGGAGGAAAGAUGUAUGCUUCUUCUUCUUAUCCCUCACCUUCCACUUCAGCUCUAAACCACAAACAAAGCCAAAGUCAAACUCACGUCGAAGAAGGUGAAGGGUAUGAGAUGAAAUCUGAAGCGGGGAGCGUGGUCACAAUUCCAGGUCCGAUGGUAAAGGUGAGAGUCGAGCAAAAUUCGGCAAUAUCAGAACCUGAUUCAUACGCUUCCAAUCAUCCUCAACUUUCACCUUUGGGAGAAUUCUCAACUACCAAUAGAGAUAGGUAUAAUCCACUUCAUUAA
Molecule: messenger RNA, 1203 nt
Organism: Kwoniella mangroviensis CBS 8507
Lineage: Eukaryota; Fungi; Basidiomycota; Tremellomycetes; Tremellales; Cryptococcaceae
Exons: 9
Coding region: 1-1203 (400 amino acids)
Source: RefSeq, a predicted model, not a curated record